This is a messenger RNA of Paecilomyces variotii, 2811 nucleotides long. RefSeq lists its product as hypothetical. The record is from RefSeq and is a predicted model, not a curated record. The transcript is spliced from 4 exons. Gene Ontology annotation, biological process: magnesium ion homeostasis. The coding region runs from base 263 to 2470 and encodes 735 amino acids. Lineage: Eukaryota; Fungi; Ascomycota; Eurotiomycetes; Eurotiales; Thermoascaceae. Gene Ontology annotation, cellular component: intracellular membrane-bounded organelle.
UAAUAAUGGCGAGCUGCAAGUUCACCCCGUCCACCGACUCUUUUUUUUCGUGCUUCCCACGCCGAAACCCGCCUCUCUGCUGAUUGUAAAGCUAUCCAUAUCUGUUUUCUGACUUCAAGACUACUUCCUGGAGCCGCAUUGGCGGAUUUACAUCUCCUUUCCUUCCGUCUCCCGGUCGUCAUCACGUCAUCGAGUAACUCUGGCCGCCUGUUUCUACAUCGUCACAAUGUCCGCUCAGUAUUGAAAAGGAUCACACAUCGGGAUGCACUCUUCCCACGUAAAUCCGUACGUGACCCGAAGACCGGCCAUACUAGGCCUGGCCAAGGUGCUUCUGAUUGCGAUUGCCCAACUACCGAUUAUCACUGCUGCUCCGACACCGUUCUCCGGGAUCCUGUCGAAGCGAGAGGAAGACGCAAAACCAUCCGACGACCCAGAAUUAUGGUUGUAUCUGGUGGUCGCAGCAGCGCUAGUCCUUGCAGGCGGAGCGUUUGCUGGUCUGACUAUUGCGUUGAUGGGCCAGGAUGAGAUCUAUCUUCAGGUCAUCAAGACAUCCGGAGAAGGGACAGAAAAGAAGAAUGCGGCCAGCGUCCUGAGAUUGUUGCAGAAGGGGAAGCAUUGGGUGCUGGUGACGCUACUCCUUAGCAACGUCAUCACCAACGAAACUCUCCCCAUCAUUCUCGACCGAUCCUUAGGAGGCGGAUGGCCCGCUGUGGUGGGCAGUACGGUUCUGAUUGUCAUCUUCGGCGAGAUUGUCCCUCAGUCAAUAUGCGUUCGAUACGGCCUCCCCAUCGGCGCUUGGAUGGCCCCAUGUGUCCUGAUUCUGAUGUAUAUAAUGUCGCCUGUUGCAUGGCCUGUCGCAAAACUGCUCGACUACCUGCUCGGGAAGGACCACGGAACCAUCUACAAGAAGGCCGGCCUGAAGACGCUGGUGACUUUGCACAAGACCUUGGGAAAGGCUGGCGAACAGCUCAACUCAGACGAAGUCACCAUCAUUAGUGCCGUUCUUGAUUUGAAAGACAAGUCAGUCGGGAGCAUCAUGACUCCUAUGGAGGAUGUUUUUACCAUGUCGGCGGAUGCUGUGCUGGACGAACCGACGAUGGACCUGAUUCUCUCCCAAGGAUAUUCUCGGAUUCCCAUACAUGCCCCGGAUAAUCCGCAGAACUUUGUGGGUAUGCUGCUGGUCAAGAUGCUUAUCACCUACGAUCCCGAGGAUUGCAAGAUGGUGCGCGAUUUCGCGCUGGCAACCCUCCCCGAGACUCGAGCCGAAACCAGUUGCCUGGACAUUGUCAACUUCUUCCAGGAGGGUAAGUCGCACAUGGUCUUGGUGUCGGAAUACCCAGGAGAGGAUCAUGGAGCCCUUGGGGUGGUUACCUUGGAAGACGUGAUCGAGGAGCUUAUUGGAGAGGAGAUCAUCGAUGAAUCUGAUGUCUUCAUAGAUGUCCAUAAGGCGAUCAGACGUUUGAACCCAGCUCCGAAAUCGCGGGUGCCGAAAGGUCGCAUUGUGGAGGAACUCCCGUCACAGCAGGAACAAAACCUGAUCGAUUUAGGCGACAAGCAAGGGAAACCCUUGCCGAAAGACACCGAAAACGGGACUCCAGACCUCCCACGGCGUUCCAGUUCCGUGGAGGCACCGCAGCCGCGGUUUCUUAUUAGAAGACAGACCGGGGAUGCCACACAUGAGACUGUUGCAAAGGUUGGCACGACAGACGAGAUCAGGCAGCACCUCAAACACCUAGGGCCUUCCAAUCUGGCGAGUAAUCCUCGCCAGACUCGCUACCAGAGUGUGAAGAUUAAGCCCGGUGCGUCUCCAACGCGAUCUGGAGAUUCUGCCCGACGUAUGUCGGACGAUCAGCCGAAGGCGCCAGCGUCCGUUCAAUAUCAAGGGGGGUCAAGUGCUGGAAUCAUCCAAUCAGCGGGAAUGGAUGCAAAAGAUGGUGUUCGGGCGCUCAAAUCCGGAUAUGGUACUAUGACAGAUCUUCCGCGGGGCUCCAAUGGCGCAAUCAGCCAGGUUUCCAACGGUUCCCAGAGUGGUUACGUUAGAUCCGCUCCAAAUAUCAACAUCCCCGAAGUUGUAGAAGAGGUUGAUGGAGAUGAUUCACGUGGUUCUCAGAACAGUAGACCUGUGAGCUCUGGAUCUGGCCCUUCCUCCGACCAACUCCGACCCAAUUAUCAGUGCCAUGGCCCUGCCAGGAGUGGCAGCAUUACAGAACAAGUUGUCGAUGUCAACGGCAUUAAGAAGGUCAUUCUUCAAACCAACAGCGAUGCUUUUUCUGAUACCGAAAGACCACACGAAACGCAUAGUGGCCCGAACGGAAACAGAACGAACAGCCAUAGAGAACCAGACGAGUCCGAUGGCGCUUCCCAUGUGUCGGGACAAACGGUCUCGAAGAAGCGUCGCCGUAGAAAGAAGCGCAACACACAAUCCAAGCAUUCUGGUGAUGGAGAACGGCAGCCGCUCUUAGACCAAUAACCUGAGCAUAUUGGCUUUCCAUGAGUGGGGGACUGUACGUUAAGCUGUUUCAGCCUUGAUUCUUGAAAGUAAUCUGUUGUUGCCCGACGUUAAGGAUAUACCUGUCACAGGGCAUGUAUACUUCUUCUACCGUGAUGUAUCCUGUUUAGCAUGACAUCCUCAUUGUGCUUUUUCAUUCUUACAUUCGCUCCGUAGCGGGGUUCGCCGUGGGACAAGCUUGCUGCUCAAAUCUUUCCCUUCAUAUGUAGGAUAUCCCAUUGGCGUUGUAUCAUUCCGCAAAAUUAUGCAUAGAAUAGACACAGCUUACAGCGUCAAACCAUUUUUACCAUUCAUGAACCGAU